Chara braunii is the source of this 1575-nucleotide messenger RNA. The record is from the annotation of a GenBank genome assembly. NCBI's taxonomy places the organism in Eukaryota, Viridiplantae, Streptophyta, Charophyceae, Charales, Characeae.
AUACUACCAAGGUGGCCCGCAAGUUUCGCACGCAGCGGUACAAUGACAACAACGCACCGCUCAUGUAUGUCCACAUUCAAGUUGGGCAAGCGUCCUGCAGCGCUUUGCUGGAUAGCGGUGCGUCUCGCAAUUUCAUGAGCCAAUCCUUUAUGCAAAGGGCUGGCCUUGGCGCACAAGUUCGGAGGAAGGCAAACCCGACAGCGAUCAAGUUGGCGGAUGGAAAGAUGCAGCAACUUCUCGACCGUUACAUUGAAGUCGUACCGGUGUACUUCGCACCUCAUUUAUGCGAACCGGUGACGUUCGACAUUCUCGAUACGAAUUUUGACAUCAUUGUGGGAAUGCCUUGGCUUGCAAGUGCAGAUCACACAGUCAACUUCCAUCGGCGGACUCUUAGCGUUCGCGAUGCCUUCGGCGUGGAAGUGGCGUGUAUUAUUCCUCUACCGCACCCUUCGAUUCGGUGCCAAGUGGUGAUGGCCAAAUCAUUCCGGGCAACUUGCGCUUGCGAGCAGCCUGAGGAAAUCGGCCUAUGUUUCCUAAGGACCGUCGCGGUAGCCGACUCUUCACCCACGGACUUGUCUUCGGACCCCUGUGUGGUGCGGUUGCUGGACGAGUUCGUCGACAUCUUCGAGUCACCUACCAGUGUGGUGCCGGAUCGGCCGAUCUCUCACGAGAUCAUUCUUGAGGCCGGUGUCGUGCCGCCGAAAGGUUGCAUCUAUCGGAUGACCGAGGAGGAGCUUGAGGUCCUCCGCGCACAACUCGACGAUUUAUUGGCCAAGGGUUGGAUCCGCCCUAGUAGCUCCCCAUAUGGAGCACCAGUUCUCUUCGUCCGGAAGAAGAACAAGGAUCUACGAUUGUGUAUCGACUACCGCAAGCUCAACGCGCAAACCGUCAAGAAUCCGGGGCCUCUUCCUCGCAUCGACGAUCUUCUUGAGCCAUUGGGCGGCGCAAAGUAUUUUUCUAAGUUGGAUUUGAAAUCGGGAUAUCAUCAAAUCUCGAUCCGGCCGAACGAUCGCUACAAAUCCGUGUUCAAGACGUGGUACGGGCAUUUUGAGUGGGUGGUCAUGCCUUUUGGCCUCACCAACGCCCCGGCGACCUUUCAAGCGGCAAUGACCAAUGAGUUCCGUGCAAUGUUGGACCGGUUCGUGCUGGUCUACUUAGACGAUAUUCUCGUCUAUAGCCGGUCAUUGGAGGAUCAUCUUGGACAUCUUCGACGAGUGUUGGAGACGCUCCGCCGCGCCAAGUACAAGGCUAACCGCGACAAGUGUGAAUUUGUCCAGCAAGAGCUGGAAUACUUGGGCCAUUUUUUCACACCGGAGGGCAUCAGUCCGCUAUCGGACAAGAUUCAAGUCAUCCAAAAGUGGUCGGAGCCUCGGAACGUCACGGAUGUCCGCUCGUUCCUUGGUCUCGCCGGCUACUAUCAGCGUUUCAUCAAAGGUUACUCGAAGAUCGCGGCCCACUUGACCAAGCUUCAAUGCGAGGAUCGGCCGUUUGACUUCGGAGAGGAGGCGCAAUAAUCAUUCUUGGCUUUCAAAGCCGCGCUAUUGUCUGCGGAGGUCUUGCGGAUAUACGACCCGC